CUGCCACAUAGAUCUCUGAUUUCUCACCGCUGCGCCUCGCGACAAAGGUAGAAGCGACAAAUCGCCGUGGUUCUAUACUGCUAGGGCUGCCACCGUUUCCCGCGGGUUUUAUUUUUAAACUGGAGGCAGCAACCCGGUGCAGUUUUAUCACAUCGUAGUCUCGUGUCGGCCUCAUUCAGUUCGCCCAUGUUCGCUUGGACGUGGUGUAAAAAAAAAAUAAGUUUUAUACUUAGAAAAACUUUAGGAAAACUUUGAUUUAUUAUAACUAUUUGAAAGUUUUAUUCACAAGUUUUCCUGACGUGUGUUGUUUUAUUGUGAAGUGUGUCCGAAGUAGAUUUUUGACCUGUGUUCUGUUAUCACGCGGCGCGGUAGAUUAUAACGGAGAGGAGAAAAAAAACUUGAAACUUGAAAACAAAGUUUUAAAGUUCGUAAAGUGGUUCAAGUUUUCCUGUCUGUGUUACUUCAGUAACGUUGGUGUUGUCGUUGUCUGAUCCGGUAAGGAGACCACACAGAACAAUAUAUUCUACAUCUACAUAUAUAAUAUAUAGAUUCUAUCGAGAUUUCUAGAUCUAGAAUCAAUCUUCAUAUUUUCUUCUGCGGUUGGAAAAGCUCUGGAUCUUUACUGAAUAUUGUCAAUAUUGAUUGAUUUUAUUAACGGAUAUUUAACUGACUCAAGUGUGGUUCGCUAUGGGCAGUGUGACAGUUUGGCAGGGACUGUUGUUACUACAAGUGGUUGUUUGUUCACUACCCAACAUUCCCCCCUCAUUGACUGGUAAGGCCUGGCAGAGGGUGCUUGUCAAGCUGGGGAAGAACCACAAACUGUCAUGUGGGGCGGAGAACUUCACACCUUAUCUGACCGAUUGGAAGAAAGAUGGACAGUCUAUUAACCCAGGCUGGGAGAGGUUUAAGAUAACAAAUGAAGGGGACUUGCGGAUUAGAGAUAUUGAGAAAACGGAUGCUGGAUUAUACACAUGUAUUGCUACAAAUGGAUUUGGAAUGGUCAGCGUUAACCACACAUUUAUUGUUCAAGAUGAUGAAAGACAAAAGUUCUAUGAUGGGGACAAAGAAUACAACAUAACAGCUGAUGAGGAUUUAACUAAAGAUGGUGCUAUCCCGUUUUUUGAAGACCUUGAACAAAUGAAAAAAUCUAUGAAUAUGGAGAAGCCAGUGAGGUCAAUAAUUAAGUUAAUCUGUAAAGCAGACGGCAACCCAAAACCAGAGAUUACUUGGAUUAGAAAUGAAAAGCCAAUUCCUCAAAAAAGAGGUCACGGCCAUGCGAUGUUAAAAAUCAAUGAUGUAACCAAAGCAGACAGUGGUGCUUACAUGUGUGUGGCUCAUAAUCGCCUGGGUCAAGUCAACUUUACUUUUAAUAUACAAGUCAUUGAUGUGGUGAAUGAAAAGCCAAAGCUGAUUGCCCCCCACCCCCUGAACCAAACCGUCGAUGCUGGUAGCACAGUGUCUUUCCAGUGCUUUGUGGAGAGUGAGAAUGAUCCAGAAGUUAAGUGGUUGAAGCGAGUGGACAGACCAGAGGAAGGUAUCCAGGACACAGUGCUGGACUACGGCAAUGAAAAGUUUAUUGUACUGAAAAACCCAGGAGCCAUCUUAAAACUUCCUGAUGGUACCUACCUACACAAGCUUGUGAUUAAAAACGUCAGGGCUAAAGACGCUGGAUUGUUUGUUUGUUCAGCAACCAACAAGAAGGGAUUCAAUACAAGACAAGCAUACUUACACAUUGUGCCUGGUUCUGAAUCCAAUGAGGAAUACUCUGAUGACACCUCCACGUCUCACGGUUCCUCCAACAAAUCCUCAGACGACGCAGACACCAACCUGCCUCUCUACAUCGGCCUUCCUUCUUGCGCCGUGCUGGUUCUGAUACUCCUUGCAGUCUUUCUAAUGCAGCGCAACAACCGCUGCCGCCGGGCUGACACGUCCAGCAAAUCCCCGCGCCCACCUGUGCCUCCCCAUGAAAGAGACGCAUUUUACUACAGCAACUGUCAGCAGCAACAACAGACUGUCAACCCACUUUUGGCCUCCAGGGAAAAAAUCCCACCCAAGACACCGGCGCCUUCUGUAGACAUGGCCUGCUCUGAAUUUUCCUCUGUGUCCAGGGCUCAGCCCAACCAUUAUUAUCACCCUAACCACAUGAACUAUGGCUACUGAGCACAGUCAACAAAAACAAAAAACAUUGACAAAACUGUAAACCACGCUACGGCAAUUUCGUAUGCUGCGAUGAAGCAGGACUAACUGGCCAUUGGAUCAGUUUGCAUAAUAAGUUUCUUUUUUUUUUUUUCAACUACAAAACCACAAAUUGUCCUUGAUGGCAUAGAAUUAAUUCUUGCAUAAUUAUGACAUUAAUGAAAAACACUGAAGUCAUCAGUGGGCAACCAAGUUUGGUUAAAUUAAAUAGCAUUUAUUGAAAACUGGUGUGAUGAAAGAAAGCAGAAAGUUCUCUAAUGACUCUUAUAGAGUUGCAAACAUUUGAGCACAUUUUGAAGUACUAGAAUUGUCGGCCAUGUCUACCAGUAUGCCAUCUUCAAUAUUCCGUGUCAAAAUGUGCCUUCGUCAUCAAGUCAUGCUGUAUCCAUACCCUGUACAAUACUUACAAUCAAACCCACAAAGUGGAUUCGUUACUCCAUGGCUUUACAGCGGAUAACCCACAAGUGGAUAUGUCAUGGCUACACAGCCCCAUCUGUGUGUUGGCUAAGAUCCUGCAGCUAACAAUAUAAUUAGUUUCAUUAUGUCAUGUUAAUUAUAGUUACACAGCAAAAUAAAGCAGGGGAAUCCUGCUAUGGGUUAGAAAAGACUUUAACCCAAAGUCAGUUUUUUUAAAUUGCAUACAAAGUAACAGAUGUUUAAAAUUAAUUUGAAUUUAACUGUUAUCUUAUUUUAAAAAGGAAAAUAUCCCAUCACAAUUAUUAGUUUUAUUUUGUUGCAUAACCUUGCAACAUCUGUUAAGAAAAAGAAACACUUUUCGCUUUAAUUUAAAAUCUCGUUGAUUAUCCUAACUGGAUUUUUCAUACAAUUUUUUUUAGUGCUUUUUGCCCUAAAACUGGAAUAGGUUUUACUUAAUUACACAAAUUAGAAUGUUAAAGUUGUACAUAAUCUAUUUUGAUGUCUACCUUGACAGAAUAGAUGUCACAAUGUUUGUCAACAAAUGAGCUGCGCAGCGAGAUCCUUCAGCCUCUACUGUAACAUAAUGUAAAUGUGUAACUGCAUAUUUCCACUCAGGGCAACAUGUUUGAUGAUUUUAAAAAAGAAAAAAACUAUUUACUUGGAUAGUAGAUAGAAAAACCUUGUGUGAAUGUGAAUUCCUGAGUGAAUAGUUUGCUGAGUGAUUGUGUGUUGUAAAGCCAAUCAAAAUAUUCAUUUAACUUUCUUCUAAUUACAUUCUGUUUUUAAAUCAUUUUUUUUUCAAACAUUUUUUUUUAAAUUAUUUUUUUUGUUUGUUUAUUGGAUUAUUAGAACUGAUGCACUAUUGUCCUUGAUAGGUUUUUAUCUUUUAAAAGAGCUCUGUUGUAAAACAUCACUGAAUGUUUUCUGUAAUUCUGUUUUUUAGUAAUACCUUUUGUUAGCAUCAGUUGUGUAUGGUAGGGCCUGUACAUAGUGUUGUGAGUGUAGAGCAAACUUUCUUGUGAGUCUGUUGGAUAGGUGAUGUUGUAUGUGUGGACAUGUCAACAUUGCGUAUGCUGACAUUUGAAUAUUGUGGCAUGUUGCACAUGCCAUGCUAAAUGACAUGGUGACAUGUAUACCCUACAGCCUGUGAUCUUAAAGGUUCCAUGACAGAGAACCCAAACCUAAUAUUUGUUUCUGUAAAUACUUCAGUGAAUGGAAAGUGAUCGUUACUUUGUUUUAGUUGCUGUAUAAACUAAUAAUUUAUCCAGAAAAAAUUU
Molecule: messenger RNA, 3890 nt
Organism: Physella acuta
Lineage: Eukaryota; Metazoa; Mollusca; Gastropoda; Physidae
Product: fibroblast growth factor receptor-like 1
Source: RefSeq, a predicted model, not a curated record